AUGAGUUUUUCCACACUUUUUUCUUCUGCCUCUCCUGUCUCUUCCCACUCAUUCCUUCCAUGUCUCCUCAAUCUCCUGCCCCAUCUCCUCUCUCUUCCCACUCUUUCUUUCCUCCCCUCUCCUCUCUUCCCUCUUUCUUUCCUCCCUUUCCUCUCUUCUCUUUCUUCCCUCCCCUUUCCUCUCUCUUCCCACUCUUUCUUCCCCUUUCCUCUCUCUUCCCACUCUUUCUUCCUCCCCUUUCCUCUCUCUCUUCACCUCUUUCCUCCCCUUUCCUCCUCUCUUCUUCUCUCUCCUCCCCCUUUCCUCUCUCUUCUGACUCUCUCCUCCCCUUUCCUCUCUCUUCUGACUCUCUCCUCCCCCCUCUCUCUUCUGACUCUCUUCCCCUUUUCCUCUUCUUCUGACUCUCUCCUCCCCUUUCCUCUCUCUUCUGACUCUCUCCUCCCCUUUCCCUCUCUCUUCUGA
This is a messenger RNA of Acanthosepion pharaonis, 462 nucleotides long. NCBI's taxonomy places the organism in Eukaryota, Metazoa, Mollusca, Cephalopoda, Sepiida, Sepiidae. The record is from the annotation of a GenBank genome assembly.